Molecule: messenger RNA, 1455 nt
Organism: Klebsormidium nitens
Lineage: Eukaryota; Viridiplantae; Streptophyta; Klebsormidiophyceae; Klebsormidiales; Klebsormidiaceae
Source: the annotation of a GenBank genome assembly
AUGACAAUGGCAGGACUUCCUAAAAGUAGACAAGAGGUCAAUGCCCUAGAGGCAAGGCACCCUGGGCUAGUGUUCAAAGCGGUGACCUAUAAGAGAGAAGCAUACAAUGCCAACGACAUUGCGACACAGCUGCGAGAUCCGGGGCAUCCAGCACAAUACGCCGAAAUCACAAACGUGUAUGACACAGUGGACUCCAUUGAUGCCCUCCGCGUGCUCGCGGCAGGCUUGUUCGGAGCAAAGGCCCGCUCUCUUGCGCCGCUGAACUCAACAUGUUCAACCACUAUCAAUUGCUCCCCCAUCCGUCCUCUUACAUCUACCUUCUACCUCAAGGGCUUUAUGCAUCUCACUGACGAGCACCAUGAGUUGCUUGGCUUGACGGCAAGGAAUGGGGUCUUCUGGGCCUCGUCGAUUCUUCCUGUGGGGGAGGCGCUCCUCUGCGUUUGGAACCAUGGCCUUGAAAGCGACGAGCAGCUGAAGGCACGCUUGAAGGCUAAAGAAGACGAACUGCUGAAGGAAUUGGACCCUGGAGAGACCCGCGAGCUUGCCGCCAUGCAGCCCGGCUGCCUUUGGUUCGGAGUUCGACAAACUGAUGCGAACGUUGCGGCUUUCCACCGACUCUGUUCCGUAGCCUUCGGGGAAGAUUAUCUCCAACUCUUCUUGCAACACUCGGCGGAUGACAUUGUCCCACCGGCCGCCAUGCUCAGCUUCAUCAACCAGCUCUUACCCGUCGAGGCAGCAUGGUUCCUCGAGAUCUCAAUGGCGUUUCCCCCGGGGUUCCUUGCCGAGCAUGGGAUUGAUAUCAACAUCGGCCAGAGGUAUGAAUUGCAGCUCAUGGAGAGUUGCCCGGUGGACAUGCUUUCGCCGGCGGAGGCGGCCGCCUUCCGAGACGAAUUUCAAGCUUUGGGCGAGCUCUUCUCUGACCAACACAAGAGCACCGAGUUACAGUCGUUUUUGAUGCGGCUGCAAGCCCGAUGUGACACCGAGCUGCAUGCGCAAGUGCCGCUUGCAAACGUUGGCUUCCACUCCCGCAGAGAAGGAUCCGGAAUGCUAGACGACGAGGACUGGUCGCGUGUUGUUGUUGAGACGAAACGGUAUCCCUUUGCAACCGUUUUAGCGCGCUUUUUGCACGUUACGUAUCUCAGGCUGGAGAUUCCUAAGGGCAACGACCUCACCUAUCUCGUGCAUCACGGGAUUAGCCUGCUGAAUCUUGUAAGAGAGGUCAACGAAUAUCAAAGGCAGUGGAAAGUAAGUGGUACUCCAGGUUCCUUCGCGGUCGACACUGGUGUAGUGCUGGAGGAGUCGGUUGUUGUCGAGCAACCUUUGAAAGGGCCAAAUCAACAGGCGCUCGCGUGGUUCACGAGCACUUUAUUGAGGGAGAUUCUUGCCGUUCAGAAGUACUAUCUGUCAACAAAGGGACCAUUCAAAGGGACAUAUUACGGUCUACUUAGAAGGUAG